Molecule: messenger RNA, 640 nt
Organism: Hibiscus syriacus
Lineage: Eukaryota; Viridiplantae; Streptophyta; Magnoliopsida; Malvales; Malvaceae
Exons: 2
Coding region: 43-375 (110 amino acids)
Source: RefSeq, a predicted model, not a curated record
AACUCAGAUCUUGCUUUUGUUAUUUUUCCUGCUACGAAUCAGAUGGAUAUCAAUGAAGCUUGGGGCAGAAACUUGAUGAUCAUGGAAGGAGAUGAUGACUCAUCGUCACAUGGUGAAAACUCAUCAGAGAACUCCAAUUCUUCAACCUCUUCGUCAGACUUGGUUGAUGAUGCAUCAUCAUGCAAUGGACCUCUUUAUGAAUUAUCAGACCUCAUGGCUCAACUACCUAUCAGGAGAGGGCUUUCAAAGCAUUACCAAGGGAAGUCUCAGUCAUUCACAUCAUUAGCCAGGGUGAUGAGCAUAGAUGAUCUCCCAAAGAAAGUGUUGAACAAUAGGCAAGAUGAAAUCAUGCAAGAGCUACGGAUGGGGACUUGAUGGUCAAAGAAACAAGUCGUUUAGCCCCAAGGCUGCCAUUUCAAAGAAGGGUUUGUUCCAACAGAGGCCGUUUCAUGUCUUCUCUGGGUAAUAGAAUUAGUAGUGAUUAGCGAAAAUGAAGGGUUGAGGUAAUAUUGUUCAUGCCUAGGAUGAUUAGGUUGGUUCUAAAAUGCUGCAGGCAAGGUGGGUUUUUGAAUGUAUAGCUGUUUUUUUCCAUUUUCAUGGAAGGAAACAUUGAUCACCUCACCAUUUUUGUGGAUUCAAA